Closterium sp. Naga37s-1 is the source of this 1284-nucleotide messenger RNA. The record is from the annotation of a GenBank genome assembly. NCBI's taxonomy places the organism in Eukaryota, Viridiplantae, Streptophyta, Zygnematophyceae, Desmidiales, Closteriaceae.
AUGCAGCCUCUCCCCCCCAUAGCACCUUAUGAGUCGACUCAGGUGACACCUUGCAGUCUGUCCCUCCCCCCCAUAGCACCUGCUGCUAUCACCUCCGCCGAUGUAGCCGCUUCUGCCCUCAUUGCUGCCGGUGCUGCUGCCCACAAUGCUGCUGGCGUUGCAGUCCUCACUCCCUUUGCCUCUCCAACCACCAUCUUCCACAGUACUGCCAGAUUUCCUCGAUCCAAUCACUCAAAGCGGGGCAAGUUUAAAGCCUCGGAUGACGAUGCCUCUGGGAGAGGAACGAUUCACAGCACUGGGAAUGGUGGUGCUGGCAGCAUUGGUGGAGAUGUCUUGAUGCAGGAAGUCACAGCGGGAGGCUUUGGGGCUGUCUACAGUAGCGGUGGUGCGGAUCAUUCUAUAGUGGAUCGUUCUAUAGCGGAUCACUCUAUAGCGGAUCAUUCUAUAGCGGAGCACUCUAAUGUGAAACAGCCUAGCGAGGAGCAGCGGCCUAGUUCGGGCCAGCCUAUUCUGGACAGGCCUAGUGCGGAACAGCCUAGUUCGGACCAGCCUAGUCUGGACAAAAUGAGUGCAGACCUGUCCGUUUUGGAAAACCCCGGUGUCGACGAGCUGUGCGCUUCCCAGCAUCACUUCAUGGCAGGUUUGGACCUUCGUCUACCUGACCGCUCAGCGGAUUGGUUGCCUUUAGAAGAUGAAGACAGACACCCCACUGCAGCUGCUGCCGGGGACCUCGCCACCCCGUUCUCUCACAUCGACAGGACAGCAUGUUUCAGUUUUGAGAAUUAUGCCUGUUCCGUCCCCUUUAUGGAGCUUUUGAAAGCAGCAGGAGUGGGAUUGGACGUUGGGGGAGAGGCUGUGGAUGCGGCAGGUCCUGCAGAGCUCGAAGCGGCAGCUAAGAUGGAGACGGCGGGGAGGAAGGCUGGUGGUGAGAGUAGUGGCCCGGGAAUGCUGAAGGAUGGGGCGUCCCUAGGAACGGCUGGAGGGGGCAAGUGUAGUAGCUCUAGAGGGAAAGGGAAAGAAGCAGCACGUGAUGAAGAUGCUGCAAAAGGGAGAUGGGUGGUCGUGGACGUGUCCGAGAUGAAUUUGUUCGGUGAGGGAACAAGUAUGUCAGUGUCAGCGGCUGCUACAGAAACAUAUGAGGAGGAGGAGGAGGAGGAGGAGGAGGAGGAGGAGAAGGAGGACGAGGAGGACGAGGAGGAGGAGGAGGAGGAGGAGGAGGAGGAGGAGGAGGAGGAGGAGGAGGAGGAAGAGGAAGAACAGCAGCAGCAGCAGCAGCAAGAGUAA